AUUACACAUACAGAUACCUUAUCAUCCCGCAUCUCUCUCUCUCUUUCUCUCUUUCUCUCUCAAAAGGAAAUUGUUUGAGAGGCUGAGUGAUCUUUUUCCUUCUUUUUUUUUUUUUUUCUCUCUUCUUCUUUGUUUAUAUUUGUAUGGUUGUUUUGUUUGAUUUUCUUUGGCAUGUUUCUUACAUGAAGAUCAUAUCAUCUUGUUCAGUUCUAAGCUAGUUGAAUAUAAAUUCUACUUAAUUUGUUUCUUUAUGAGUUUUCUUAAAAACAAAAUAUUGUCUCUUGGGUUGAAGCCAAACAAGGAAGGAACCAUGUCAAUAUAUGAUGAAAGUUAUUAAGAAAUAAUUUUUUUUUUUUUUCUUUCUUCUUCUUCUUCUUUGCUAGGUUUACUUUGUGACUUUUUCUUGUCUUUAGAUCUUAAAACUUAAGCCAGCUUGUUAUCAAGAUCUAUAUGCAAAGUUGGUCAUGAGUUUUAGAAUUUCUUUAGCUUAGAGAAGAAGAUGAUGAAAGGUUUGAUAUUCCACCAGCAACAACAACAAGUUUUAGAAGAAAACAUGUCUAAUUUGACUUCAGCAUCUGGUGAUCAAGCUAGUGUUUCUUCAGGAAAUCCUCAACAAUACUUUGCUUCACCACCACCAUCUCAAGUUCAACCACCUGCUAAAAAGAAAAGAAACUUACCAGGGAACCCAGACCCAGAUUCAGAAGUGGUGGCUUUGUCACCCAAAACGCUGAUGGCAACAAACAGAUUUGUGUGUGAGAUCUGUAACAAAGGGUUUCAAAGGGACCAGAAUCUUCAACUUCAUAGAAGAGGGCAUAAUUUGCCAUGGAAGUUAAAGCAAAGAACAAACAAAGAAGUGAAGAAGAAGGUGUAUGUGUGUCCAGAAGCAAGCUGUGUCCACCAUGACCCUUCAAGAGCUCUUGGAGACUUAACAGGAAUCAAGAAACAUUUUUGCAGAAAACAUGGAGAGAAGAAGUGGAAAUGUGACAAAUGCUCCAAGAGGUAUGCAGUUCAAUCAGAUUGGAAAGCUCACUCCAAGACUUGUGGCACUAGAGAGUACAGAUGUGACUGUGGAACCCUCUUCUCAAGGAGGGAUAGUUUUAUCACACACAGAGCUUUCUGUGAUGCUUUAGCUGAAGAAAGUGCAAGAGCAAUUACAGGAACAAAUAAUCCUGCAGUACUACUCUCUUCUCAACAUCAACCUGGUUCUAGUUCUUCCCAUCAUGUCAAUCACUUCGACCCACGAGACCUCCAAACUUUUGCACUUAAAAAAGAGCAACAAAGUUUUAGCCUAAGACAAGAAAUAAUACCACCAUGGCUUGCUACUAAUCAACCAAUUCCUGGCCCACCAAUUACACAAGGUUUAGAUCUCUCUUCAUCAUCAUCAUCAAUCUUUAACACUACUCAUCAUCAAGAGUUUAUGCAUCCAAACCCUAAUUCUAGUCUUGGCCCCACAUUUCCUCCAUACCACCAAACAGUCGCAGCAGCAGCAGGAGGCGCUUUAUCACCACACAUGUCAGCAACUGCAUUGCUGCAAAAAGCUGCACAUAUGGGUGCAACGAUGAGCAAUAACAAGACUAGUACUCCUGCACCUUCAUCACAAUCUCAUGGCAGCUUGAUGAAUAUUAGACCCCACCAUCACCAUCAUCUUCAACAGCAACAACAACAACAGCAAGCUCACGUGUGUGCAGAUUCUGCAAAUAACAUUACCACAACAGCUGGUUUUGGUCUCAAUUUGUCUUCACGUGAAGACCUUGGAAGUGGUGGCUCUGGCUCAUUUAUCCAUGGAUUAACACCCUUUGGGAAUAAAGCUGCAACUGCUCCUCCCACUGGAGGGGCCUCAGGGGCUUUUCUUCAAGAAAUGAUGAAUUCGUUGUCUUCAGCAGCUUCAUUCGAUGAUGUUUUUAAAGCUUCCGGCAAUUUCAAUGAAACAACAAGAAGUCAUAGUAGAAACGAUGAACAUCAUCAUCAAACCAGAGAUUUCUUAGGGCUAAGGCCACUCUCUCAAUCUGAUUUUUUCAACAUUGCCCAUCUUGGAAAUUGCAUGAACGCUUCUUCUUCUUCGUCCUCUCAUGAGCAACAACAACAACAACAACACACUCAUCACUCUCAGAAACCAUGGCAAGGUUAGCUCAUGUUUGUUUAUUUAUUAGGCUUUUAUCAAUUAAUUCUCUUUCUCACUUUGUCAUUUCAAGCUUCCAAAAUGGAAGGAAUCACUCAAAUUCUCAAUAUGAUGAUAUUAUUCAAUA
This is a messenger RNA of Pistacia vera, 2246 nucleotides long. Its product is annotated as protein indeterminate-domain 7-like. Gene Ontology annotation, cellular component: nucleus. The transcript is spliced from 3 exons. Lineage: Eukaryota; Viridiplantae; Streptophyta; Magnoliopsida; Sapindales; Anacardiaceae. Bases 500 to 2128 code for a protein of 542 amino acids. Gene Ontology annotation, molecular function: DNA-binding transcription factor activity. The record is from RefSeq and is a predicted model, not a curated record.